UAUAAAUUUAUUUCUCUUUCUUUACUAAAGUAAAAAUAGCUACUUAAGCAUCACACAGACACAUCCAUAUCACCAUUCUUAGCUGAAAGAAACUAGUACCAAUCUAUUUGAGAAGCUAAUCUUCCCUCAAAGCAAUGUGAACCCAGUAGCACAGAGCUGUAAUAAAGUUGUCCAUUAAGGAUACAAAAGAGAACCUCUAACAAAAUUGCUUUUUUACACUUUAGGCAAUUCUCCAACUCUUUGAUCUACAAAACAGACUUUGCCUAAUACACAGAUUGUGAGAUUAGGAGGAAGUCAUGGAUUCUCUAGAGGACAUGGGGAAAGGAGAUUUGAAUCGUGAAAAUUGUAGUGUGAAAUCAAGAACAUCUUUCUUCUUCAACCCUCUCUCUCAGAAAUGCUUUUGGAAGAAGCCUAGGAUGCUCCCAAGGAAAAAAUAUUUUCAAAGUAGAGGAGAUGGGGAAGGUGGGAGCAAUCGAGUCUUUGCAAGAAGUAGAUGUACCCAGCCCUUGUCCUUCUGACAUUCAGAGAGGAUCAUACCCAUAUCUGGCCUGUGAUCCUCUAACAGAUGUCCAGAUUGUUAAAGAAAACCUGGAAUCAGACUACUUUGGCAAGAUUGAACGUCGAUGGUCAAUCAUACGAAAUCUGAACAACCAAGUUCUCUUCGUUGACCAGAGAAGACAAGCCAUUUUUGAGGAUAUGACUGAUUCUGAGUGUAGAGAGAAUCCAACUAAAAUUGUAAUACAUAUAUAUAAAGAUAGCCACCCUAGAGGUUUGGCAGUAGCCCUCUCUGUGAAGAGUAAAGAAAAUUUUACUAUCUCCUGUAAGGACAAAAUUAUUUCCUUCAAGGAAAUGAGUCCUCCUGAUAAUAUCAAUAAUGAAGAAAAUGAGAUAAUAUUCUUUAUGAGAAGUGUUCCAGGACAUGACAAUAAGAUGCAGUUUGAGUCUUCAUUGUAUAGAGGAUAUUUUCUAGCUUGUAAAAAGGAGAAUGAACUUUUUAAACUCACUUUGAAAGAAAGGGACAUACAUGGGGAUGAAUCUGUAAUGUUCAUUGUUGAAUACGGCAAAUAUUAAAAACUAGGUAUUAAAAUUUCAUAGUUUGAACUUUCUAAUUUUUUGUCUUUUAGAAAAGUUAAGAUUGAGUCUAUAAUUGUAAUAAUGAAAUAAGAUGAAUAAUGAUCUCAAAGGAUACCACUAAGAAAUGAAUAGUAAGCUUUCACAAAAUUGAAUUGACCCCUUUUAUGCAGAUGAAUAAAGCAUUUGUAUAAUGUAAAAAGAUGCAUAGCUUGAAAACAUAGUCUCCAUGUUGACUUUGGAACAUAGAUUAUACUCAAUAAAAAUGUUUUAAAUCCUU
This is a messenger RNA of Pipistrellus kuhlii (Kuhl's pipistrelle), 1351 nucleotides long. It is a transcript of the gene IL18, whose product is annotated as interleukin 18. Gene Ontology annotation, molecular function: cytokine activity. The record is from RefSeq and is a predicted model, not a curated record. The transcript is spliced from 4 exons. Gene Ontology annotation, biological process: inflammatory response; immune response. The coding region runs from base 454 to 1071 and encodes 205 amino acids. Lineage: Eukaryota; Metazoa; Chordata; Mammalia; Chiroptera; Vespertilionidae.